Molecule: messenger RNA, 980 nt
Organism: Vigna umbellata (rice bean)
Lineage: Eukaryota; Viridiplantae; Streptophyta; Magnoliopsida; Fabales; Fabaceae
Source: RefSeq, a predicted model, not a curated record
GAGUUUCAAUGACCCGGCCCAGUAUAGAUUUGUUUUCUCAGAAAACCAAAGCAAAACGACGACGCUCUACCUGUGAGAGAGAGACACAGAAGGAAGCCCUUGCUCUAGCCACCACUGUAAGGCGACGUCGUAGGGGUGUCUUGCCGCCGCGCCACCAUCUUCUUCAAACUAUAAACACUCACUUUCCCUUACUUGGAACCCUUAAAUUUGGAGACCUAAAACUUCUCAUUUUUCAGUUGUGGGAGUUUUCUUCAAAAGUAGCGGGAGCAAUGGCAUUGGAAGAAGGUAAGGUGAAGAUUGAGAAAUUUGAUGGGAGUGACUUUGGGUUUUGGAAGAUGCAGAUAGAAGACUACCUUUAUCAGAAGAAGUUGUAUCUACCCUUAAGAGGAGAGAAGCCAAAUGACAUGGAACAAUCAGAUUGGGAGUUAUUAGAUCGGCAGGCCCUUGGUGUGAUUCGGCUGACAUUAGCCAAGAAUGUUGCGUUGAACAUCAUGAACAAGAAAACAACUGCAGAUUUGAUGCAGGCGUUAUCAAAUAUGUAUGAGAAGCCCUCUCUAGCCAAUAAAGUGUAUUUGAUUCGCAGACUUGUCAACCUUAAAAUGGAUGAAGGUAACUCUGUUACUCAUCAUAUUAGUAAAUUUAAUACAAUUAUUGCACAGUUGGCAUCAAUGCAAAUAACUUUUGAUGAUGAAAUAAAAGCAUUACUUUUAUCAUCGUCUCUUCCGGAAAGUUGGGAUGCUACUGUUACUAUAGGUAGUAAUCUUGCAAGCAAUAGCAAGUUGAAGUUUGAUAACAUCCUCGACUUGAUCUUAAGCGAAGAUGUUCGUAGGAGAAGUUUAAUGGAAUCUUCCCGUUCUAAUUCUAGUUCAGCAUUGAGUGUUGAGAAUAGAGGAAGAAAUAGCCAGAAAGGAGUUGAAACUUCAGCACAAGCUCAAAAUACACUGCCAAAUGGAGAAGUGAGGGUUAAAUCAGAGCAUUGA